AUGGGGUCUAUUCCAGCUGAGCAGAAACAUGCCAUUGGCUUUGUGGGCCUCGGUGCCAUGGGCUUCGGCAUGGCUUCGAAUCUUCUCAAAGACGGCUUCGACGUCACUGGCUAUGAUCUUAACCUGGCAACUCUAGAAAGGUUUGGCAACUUGGGAGGCUCAGUCGCAAAGACAAUUUGCGCUGCCAGCAAGGGCAAACCCUUGUUUUUUCUCAUGGUUGCCACUCCAGAACAAGUCGAUUCGGUCAUGUUCACUGACAAAGAUGGUGCCAUAUUUACACUACCUCAGAGAGCCAUAGUUUGCAUAUUUAGUACGCUUCAUCCCAGUUAUGUCACUGGCCUGCCUCAAAGACUAGCAGCCUACGGAAGGAGCGACAUCAGCUUGCUAGACUGCCCCGUAUCUGGUGGCAUGGUCGGAGCAAUCAAUGGUACCCUUAGCAUCAUGCUGGGUGGCGAUGAUUCGAUUAUUCAACAAGUGGAACCUGCACUGAAGGCGGUAUCUGCCCCUAAUCGUCUUUUUCGCUGUGGGCCUCUGGGUUCAGCUAGUGCUGUCAAGAUGCUUAACCAGCAUCUGGCGGGCAUUCAUGUCGUCGUAGCUGCGGAGACCCUAGCGUUUGCAAAGGCAGUGGGUCUUAGUUCAAGAGAUGCUCAUAAGAUUCUCAUGGAAUCUGCUGCUUCGAGCUGGAUCAUGGGCGACCGUGGCCGGAAUAUGCUUGACGCUAACUGGACCCCGAGGUCAGCUGUUUCCAUCUUUGUAAAGGAUAUGGGCAUCGUAAACGAAGUCAGUGACCAACUGGAAUUCUCAUGCCCCAUAGCCUCGGCCGCAUAUCUCGUUUUUCUAGAGAGACUUGCCCGCGGAAAUGGCGGUCUUGACGACGCCAGUGUCGUAUGCAACUAUGAGGACGUGACUGGCACCCCAGUUUUCGAGAGCCAACGAGACGAAACUUUGACUUUAGAAUCCGACAUACCAGUUUAUCCCGGAAUCUCAACCAUCUUUAUCGCUGAAACAGAUUCAACUUCAAGCAUUUUGGUAGAAGCGACCAACUCUCUUACAGUCAUAUCGCCAGAUAACUCAGAAAAGGUCAUGAAAAGACUGAAUGGACUGGCCGACAAGAGUCUUGUAGGCCUUUGUAGUCUGGACAACUACAUCGGCAUCGGGGAGAACAUCAGCACAGAUGAUGACUACGCAGUUAUCAUUCAGCAUUUGAAGUCUGUGUUGCCACUUCACAUCAAACCCGUUCCCAUCCAGGGUGGCCUUGGAUCGGCGUCCAAGAUGUACGCUGUCGUAAGACUAGCCUCGCUGGUCCACAUAGUCGCAACUGCAGAAUGCUACUCUCUAGCUCGAGCGCGUGGUGUGUCCUGCCAGCUCGUCUACGACCUAAUUGCAGGUGCCGCGGGUUCGAGCACCCAGUUCAACCACUUUUACCUCGACAUGCUGCAUCAGACUACCACCGAAAAGUCACAAUCUGGGCUUGAUACUUUUGGAGAAGCGUUAGCAGAUUUGCAACACAUCAAACGUAUUAUGCGUGGUCUGAAAUUCCCAGGUCGUCUAUUGGAUGCCGCCCACCAAGUGUUUAAGGGUACUGGCGGUAGGUACAAUAUCGGCAACGCAUCAGUUGCAGCCGUUGUUGACUUCUGGGAAGGUGGCAAGGACCGUCAAUAA
Colletotrichum truncatum is the source of this 1662-nucleotide messenger RNA. The record is from RefSeq and is a predicted model, not a curated record. Lineage: Eukaryota; Fungi; Ascomycota; Sordariomycetes; Glomerellales; Glomerellaceae.